AUAAAAAUGGUCGGCGGAAUUUGAGGCGUCCAUGCAAGUGAUAUCCUAAACCGUUGUGUACCUUGUACGCUCUUCUAGAAUUGGUUGCAGUAUUGUUUUACUUUUAAGCAGCCAGGACAAAAUGCGGAGAAGCAGGCAAGAAGCCCAGAAACGUAAAAAGCCGCGAUGGCACGUGAAGAAAGAGCCUCCCUUCCCUGUUCCCGUGGCAACAGAGACGGGGGAGGAGCCCUCGGCACAGACCUGGUUCUACUACACGGGCUUCAUAGAGGGCGCCACCGUGGUGGUGCGACACUCGGGGGACAUGGAUUUCUUGUACAAAAUGGGUUUUUUUGGCAAGGGCACUCUCUCUCGCAGCGAGCCUUGUUUUGCCCAGCGUAAGCAGAAGGUCAACCUGAGAGUGCCGAGCUCGACGUCUGCCUCGCAGGGAGACGGCGUGACCUUCAACACGAUGCUGGCUCCUGUGAUGAACAAAAGGACGUACCUGGCUCACUGCCGCUACAAAGCUCUGCAGGAAGGGCGGACCUCGCAGUUCAACGAGAUCUCGUACCACGAGGAGCAGCAGCAGUGUCUGGUGGACUCGAGCGACGAAGACGAGGAAGACGACGAUGAUGACAACGCGGAAGAUGAAGGCGACGACUACUUCCUGGGGGCCGGCGGCCUGGAGCGGGGGUUCGAUCCCGGUGGGCCGCGGGUGGAUUUGUUCUCGGUGACGGAUUUGUCGACGCUACCCCUGCACCAGCUGGUGUCCCUCCUCUCGCAGGUAGCCAUCUUGUCCAGCGAGCAGAUUGCGACUUUCAUGGAGGUUCCGUACAGCAUGGCCGACCUAGAGCGCAAGUUUCGGAACAUUCGCAGCUCUGAGCUUAGAAUGCUGCGGCAGUUGUACGCCGUCAAUUUUCCCGGUCGGAACUUCAAAGAAGGGGAGGUGAUCACUUUGGAUGACGAUAGCCCUACAAAGUCUGGGGGGAGGAGGGCAGUUGGAGGGGCCGAUGAUGACGAGGAGGAUGAUGACGAUGAUGAUGAUGAAGAUGCUGUUGUGAUUUUGGAUAGUGAUGAUGAAGAAGAUGAGGAGGAGGAGGAUAGUCCUGGGAAGAGUGAGGAGGGGGAGCAAGAGAGUAGAGGAGGAGGGGAUGGGAAGAGGAAGAAGGAUAAGGAGAAUGAUGAGGAAGGGGUGGGGAAGAAGAAGGAGCCAAGAGGAGGUGGUUGGAGUGAUGAGGAGGCUGGCGACGCAGACUUUUGGGGAGUGGAGAAGACCACAGUGGAGUCUGGUUCGCUGAGAGAUGGAAAGAAGGAGGGUAUUUCUUCAUCCUCGUCCUCGUCCUUUGGGAAAGAGGGUGAAGAGAAAGAGGAAGCAACUGGAGAAGAUGUGAAAGCAUUGGAUGUACGCGUCGCUGAGAAAACAGAGGUUUCGCCGGGUGAGGUAGGAGGGAGAGAAAGAAAGAUGGAGACUGAGGACAACUCGAUUCAACGCGGCAUGGAAGAGGAUGAGGGAGGUAGAGGAGGGUCAAGGUCGGGUGGAGCUGCGGUGGAUGAGAGUGAGGGCGGUGACACGGAUAAGAAAGUCAAGGGUGAUGUUGCUGUUGCUACUGCCGAUAAAGAUGGUGGUGGUAAGGAUGUUGGUGCUGACGAGAAAGAUGGUGGUGGUGGUAGGGAGGGUGUUGCUGAUGAUGUAGGUCGUGGUAGUGGUGUUGCUGCUGAUGAUAAAGGUGGUGUGAAAGGUUGUGAAGGUGAUGGUGUUGUUAAAGAUGAUGAUAGUGGUGGUGAUGGUGGCGGUGGUGCAGCUAAGGAGGAGGGAGAGAGGAAGAGUGGAGGGAAGGGAGAUACAAGCAAGGGAGGAGGUGAUGAUAAUGAUGAUGAUACGAAAGAGGAGAAGAGUAGCGUGUCAGUCAUACGUUCAUCGGGGGAUACUGACCGAAGCAGCAAGGUGAAGGACGGGUCGGAAAACGACGGUGAGGGGAAAGUGAAUGGCAGCAGCUCUAGUAAGUCCUCUUCAUCGGGAGGUGGUGAGCUGUCUACUGAUGGGGGUGGGUUCGAAUCCCGUAAGGUGGUUGAGGCGAAGCAGACGGAGGAUGCGGGGGUCAGCGGAAAGGGUCAAGGUCAAGACGGGAAGUCGCCGUGCAGGGAGAGAGAUGUAGAUGACCGAGAGAAAAAGUCCAACGGAAUUUGCUUCAACUCUGUCACUCCGGACAAAGGCGGCAGAGGUUCGGAAAGUGGUGCGUCUACUUCCUCCGCUCGUUGGAUCCAAAAUGGGGGUGAGAGGAACAGUAUGAGUCCCUCGAACUCGCGGCAGAUUUCUUUGCCGAUGACAGAGAGCGAAGGAGAUGAUGACUCGUUGGAAAAUGUGGCUGGCGACGGUCGUCACGGCAACGGGAUGUCCAUGGUCGUGGCCGCUGUGGACGACGACUCGUCCAACGACAGCGAUGAUGUCAUCUGCAUCGAGUCGGAGUCUGCCGAGCCCAAGAAACUGCACCGGUUCCUGUCGCAGCCUUCGGCCGGCCAGGGCUCCGGGUCGACAAGCUCAGCGAUCGACACGCGAACCGUUCAGUUCAUGAGCAGCAUCACGGAGCAGCCCACGUACGUGCAGGCCUCCGUCGGGUUCCGAACCUGGGGCCAUGUGGUUCACUUCAACUACAGCGGCGACCCCUCCCACCUGCCCACCGCCAUGUCGGUCCAGGAGAAAGGGAAGGAAGUGGGUGGUGGGGGCGGUAGCGGGAAGAUGCCCCACCACCACCACCAACAGCAGCAACAACAACGUGGCGGCGGUGGUACUGCUGCUGCUCCGGCUACUUCUUCGAGCAGAGUGUACGAACGAGUGUUCCCGCCCAUCAAGUCUCUGCUGCCCAACCCGAGUUCUCAGGGAGCCGUGAUCAAACAGAGAGUCAAACCCCUGCCUUGUCUCAACACGGCCAAGAUGCUGCUCAUGAACAGAGCACCCCCCUCCUCCCGCUCCACCGCCCCCGCCCCCUCCUCCAACACUAUCCUCCCCUCCUCCUCCGCCUCCUCCUCCGCCGCGUCUGCCUCCACCACAGCUGGGUUCCAAACCCUCCCAGGAAGUGCCGGUGUUUCAAAACACUUCAUUUACCACCCCAACAAGACGCCGCCGUCGAAACUUCAGAGUCGCUCGUCGAAGGAGGUCGGAAAACGCUCGCCGUUUUCCGGCUCCUCUAAGCGACAGCCGUCACUCAGUUUGAUCGACCUGCAGCGAUAUCUGCUGGCGGUCGGCGCCGUUUUGUCGUGCGAGGAGAUGAAUGAUCCGGAAAAGUUGGACGAGAUCUCGGAGCAGAAACUGCGAGUCUUGUCCCGUCUCCUGGCGCGGCUGGACUCUGCGGCCGAAGACGAUCGGGAAACGCUACUCCUGUCGUUCCAAGAGAAGCUCUUCGACUACCUCUCUCUCCAAGACAUAUCGCUGCAGAGGGAGUCGCUCAUUCUCAAAUUCGUCCUCCUGAAGGAAUCCAUUCCGGGAAUCUCGGCGGAUGUGCACACCCGUGUCACGGAUCUCCUCUCCCCGUCGCAGUUAUCAGUGUUGGGCUCCAGGUUCGAGUACGUGCGCUCGAAAAUGCCUCACCUGUUCUCCGAGGGCACUUCAUGGGCCAAUCCUGUCAGUGUGGAAGACGUGGAUAUGGUGGAUCUGACCAGCGAUACUCCGUCCAAGGGUGUCACGGAUAGGGAUACCUCUGGGAAAGGUAUCACGGGCAGGGAUAUUUCUGUGGAAGGUGAUACAGACAUGGAUACUUCUGUGAAAGGUGAUACGGACAAAGACACUUCUGUCACGUCUGGUCCCGAGACAAAUGAGAUCUCAGAGUCGGUGGGAAAGACGGAGGGUGAGAGGGGGAAGGAUGGAGAGAGUAAGAAGAAAGAGGAGGGUAGUGAAAAAGAGGAGAAUGGCAAGAAAAAGAAGGAGGAGGAGGAGAAUAUGGAUGAGGGAGUGAAAGAGGAGGAUGUUCAUCACUCAGGGAAAAGAAAAUCUCCCAUGGAUGGCUGUCCGGUUAAAGACGAGGUGAAAAAAGCGAAACUAAGCGAAGGAAAUUCGUCGGGGGGUAGGUUGGUGGGGGUCGCGGGGGGUUCGGAGGAAGACCGGGUCGGGAAGAAUGCUGUGGGUGGCGCAGAGGAAGCGCAAUCAGGCAAUGCCAGCCUCCUGAAUGAGAAAGCGGACGCGGUUUGUGAAUCGGACAAAAGCGGGGAAGUUGCCCCCAACCUGGGCAGUUGUUCCUCUCCGUCGUCUUCGGUUAGUGCCUCUGGUGGUUCGAAAUCGGGGAGAGAUGGAGAUGAGGGUGUUGUUGCUGCUUGUGAGUCGAGUGCGCGACGUGAUGGUGGUGGUGGUGGUGUGGAGCGGUUGGCGUCUGGUGGUGGUGUGGAGCGGUUGGCGUCUGGUGGUGGUGGUGGUAGUGGUUGUGUAGAUGACGGUGGUGUGAGAGAAGAGAGAGAGAAAGGAGCAGAAUUGUCCGGGCUAUCUGCGUCGGAGACUGAAAGUAGUAGCAGUUGUCCUCGCGGUGAGAAAACAGCGAGCGGUAGUGAGACGAAGAAGGAGGCGGAUUCCACGAUCAGACGGAGCUUGAAAUUUGGUGACGGUAAUGGCGCUGAUGGUGAUGAUGAUGAUGAUGAUGGUGAUAAAAAUGGUGAGGAUGAUGAUGAUAAUGAUGAUGUGACUGAGUCUAAGGCUGUGAAAGCUGCAGGGGGCGACUGCAGCAUUGUGAGUGUUGAUCUGGAAGACACGAACCAACCCUCUGCCGACGGGCGCAACAGCGACGAUAGUAGUAGUCCGCAAGGUCAAGGUCAAAAUCCACAGCGAGGAGUUCAGGGUCAAGGUCAGGGUCAUCCUCCUCCCCCCGUCGUGGGUUUGGGUGCGGGCCCGGGGACGAGCACGGAGGACCAGAUCUGUAUCGGAAGCAGCAGCAGCAGCGAGGAAGAGGAGGAGGUGGGUGAGUACAGGCCGGAGAAGAGGCAGCGUCUGAAGCAGCAGCGGUUCUCGUGUCACCCGUACAGCGCCGCUGACGACCAGCGGGCCGACUGGGACGCCCUGGUGGUGGCCAACUCGUCCGACGAGGAUUCGAACUCAGAGGCUCCGGCCAGCCGGGCCAAGUGGCGGCCGUGCCUGAAGCAGGACCCUUGUCCCGUGGAGGAGAGCCUGCAUCUCAUGUUGGAGGAGGAGCUGAUGUUUUGCUACGUGGUGUGGCCGGCCGACCUGAGCCACGAGGAGUGUCUCUCGCCUGCCUGUAUAGCAAAGUUCAAAGUCAAGGAAGUGGUGGUGUCGCGCUGGGUCCCGUCGCAAGAACGUGACAACAAGACAGAGGAGGAGGAAAUUCCAUGAGUGAGGAGGAAGAGGAGGAGGAGGUAGGAGGUAGAGAAAAAUGCAGUGAGAGAGGAGGGGGAGGAGAGAGGAAGAGAAAAAUACCGUGAGAGGGGAGCAAGGG
Molecule: messenger RNA, 5408 nt
Organism: Aplysia californica (California sea hare)
Lineage: Eukaryota; Metazoa; Mollusca; Gastropoda; Aplysiida; Aplysiidae
Biological process (GO): tRNA splicing, via endonucleolytic cleavage and ligation; tRNA-type intron splice site recognition and cleavage
Cellular component (GO): tRNA-intron endonuclease complex
Molecular function (GO): nucleic acid binding; tRNA-intron lyase activity
Source: RefSeq, a predicted model, not a curated record